Messenger RNA from Manduca sexta (tobacco hornworm), 1031 nucleotides. RefSeq names its product diacylglycerol kinase eta. The record is from RefSeq and is a predicted model, not a curated record. The coding region runs from base 185 to 454 and encodes 89 amino acids. The transcript is spliced from 2 exons. Lineage: Eukaryota; Metazoa; Arthropoda; Insecta; Lepidoptera; Sphingidae.
CCACUUCCUUUUCAGCUUGUUUUGUUUUCAGCGGCGGCGUAAUGUCAUUAUUGUUACGGCGCUCGCUUGAAAUGUCAGCGAGGUAGCGAUUCCGUGUAUACAAUAUAAAUAAUUUGAUAAUCCUGUAUGAUGUAGUCGCAAUUGUCGCGAGCGGUGUGUGCGGUGAGAGUUCGCCCGCGGAGUGAUGUCAGAGGUGGGUGCAAACGCGGCCGCAGAUGAAAAAAAAACAGGUUAUUGUGAGGACAGCACGGACAGUGACAAUGACACGGAACGAAAACCUCUCUUGCGGAGGAUUUCAACCAGCAAAUGCGUCGGUAGACUGCCCGUGGUCAAGGAGGGUUACCUGAUGAAGCAGACCCGCAGCUUCCAGCGAUGGCAGCGGCGGUACUUCAGGCUGCGCGGGCGCACGCUCUACUACGCCAAGGAGAAGGAGGUUAGUGAUAUUGUUUUCUAAAAGCAGAUACAAAUUUCAAACGCUUGAAAUUUGUGAGUCCAAUAACAACAAAUAAGUAUUACUAUCUUGUCAGUGCUAAAACAUCCUUAUAAUUUAUUAUAUACUCAUAUGAUGCAUUUUGCUUUAAGAAACAUCGCAUACUAAAUACCAUUACAAUUAUACUUACAAAGUUAAUUGUAUUGCGACCCGAAUUACGUCAAGAUGACUGUAAUUUCAACAUAAAACUAUUAAACAAUAAUAAACGUCUAGCCUCUAACAUAAUCUCGUAUGCCCUAAAUCAAGUUAUCGCCAUAAAUGCGAUUGGCCGAAACGUUCACAGACGAACAACCCUUCACUGUGGUUUACUGGAAUUGUCUCAAAACUUUCCGACGCAAUUGUAAUUUGAUCAAAUGUUUCGCAAACAUAACUAAUGCCAAGCGCCAACACGGCUCGCUAGAAUUCGAACCCGCACUGAAUAUUUAAACGAGCCUACAGUCGGCUUGUAGGGCGGGAACACGCAGAUUCUCGUUGCGCUGGAUGUGGUUUUGGAAGUGCUCUUAUUUGUAUCGACGAUGGCUGUUGUUGUCUUUGUCUAAUG